UGUCUCAGAAACCCAGGGCCCACAAUCACAAAUCCCCCAGCACCUUGCCCAAUCUUGAAUCACGCUCCCCCCAGACCACAGCACGCUGGGCCAGCCCAGGGAACGGGGUGCAGUCAUGCUUGCUUCUAUCUUACUGAGCCGAGCAGCAUUUCCUGGGCCCCAGGCUUCAUUAGCACGUUGGUGGUGUUGCUUCCUGUAGCUGACUCUCUGUUUCCAUUCUGGCAAAGUGUUUGCUCUCUUCUCUCUGCUUUGGGGGUUGGGGGAAGAUGAGCUUCUCACAGAGCCUGUCUUUGCCUUCUUGGCAGUUUGCCCCUUGGCGCCCCUCACAUCCCCUCUACAAAGAGACCCUGGCUUCUCCCUGAGCCGCGCUGUGGAGCACCACACCCGGAGGAGCUCUCCCCUCCUGCAGUCAGCACCGCAGCCACAUCCAGGUAGAGCCAAACCUGUUGUUUUGUAUUUUGGGUCAAGUCAGCAUGACAUUUCAGGGAGAGAUGCAAGGUAGGGAAUUGAUUUGGGGGUAGAAAGUUCUAGAGAGAAAGGUUAGUAGCUUUAGAAAGGAAAAAAAUAAAAACCAAUAGACUUUUUUGUGAGGGAUUUUGGUAAAUAAAGAUUUAAGAAGACGAAUUUUGAGAGUAAAAAGUUGUAUGUUAGGGAAUGUUCCAAAAACACAGAGACCAGGAGGAUUUCUGUCCUUCUUAUCUACCAAAAAAAAAAAAAAGUGGUUAUACCGCACACGAUUUCAUGUAAAACACAAACCAGUUCUGCCUUUUCUCCUGGGAGUCAGCAAUUUAGAAAGAGCCAGGAAAAGUGGCAGACAGGCUGACAAGCUGAUGACAAUUAAGAGAAGGCUUAGAAGGAGAAGCUGAAGCCAAAGAGAGUCCUGGGAUGAUGGAUGUCACCACGCCGACCGGCUCGGAAGUCAGACGGAGGACCUCACAGCCCAGCACUCUGAGCAGCCCGGACAGAACUAAAGCCCACAACAACAGCAUCCUUUAUGCAUUUGCGGGACUCCUUGCCAUCCUCCUGGUUGUGGCAGUUUUCUGCAUCCUGUGGAACUGGAAUAAACGGAAGAAGCGGCAAGUUCCUUACCUCCGAGUUACCAUCAUGCCCUUGCUGACUCUGCCUCGACCCAGACAACGAGCCAAAAAUAUUUAUGACCUCUUGCCCCGAAGACAAGAAGAGCUGGGAAGACAUCCGCCAAGGAGUAUGCGUAUUUUCAGUACUGAGAGCCUCCUGUCCAGAAAUUCUGACAGCCCUCCCUCUGAGUAUGUGCCCUCCCAAGCAGGUGGUGCUCUCCAUGUGCACAGAGCCCAUACUCAUACCAUGGGGUAUGCAGUGGGCAUCUAUGACAAUGCCGUGGAGCACCAGAUAUGUGGCAGCCUCAAUCCCUCAGCGCACUAUGCAAAUGUCAGAGCUUCAAGAGACUGCUCGAGCACUUCUUCAGAGGAUUCAAGAGAUUAUGUCAAUAUCCCAACAGCAAAGGAGAUUGCUGAGACUUUAGCUUCUACCAACAGCCCUCCUGGAAACCUCUUCAUCCUCCCAAGUACCGAGGAGCUGGAGUUGACUGAAGAAAUACAUGAGGGCUGUGGGAACACCAGUGACUGCACCAGUUUGGGGUCUUCAGGAACUGAGAACAGUGAUCCACUCAGUGAUGGGGAAGGGUCUUCUCAGACCUCAAAUGACUAUGUCAACAUGGCAGUGUUGGAUCUUGGGACCAUCCAAGGGAAGCAGCCCUGGGGAACUUUUCAGUGCUGCAGAGAUUAUGAAAAUGUACCACCAGAUCUCAGUGGAAACCAGCAGCAGGAGGAGGAGGAAGUGACAUCCUCAAACACAGACCAUGUAGAGGGUGGGAGAGAUGGUCCAGAGACCCACAUCCAACCUGUCAUGCAGUCAGGGAAUUUCUUGACUGUGAAGGAUUAUGUGGCCUAUCAGUCAUCUGCACAGAGUGAGAACAGUCAGAUGAAAUGUGGAGAAGAGAUGUCACAUGAGGACUCUCAUGACUAUGAGAACGUGUGAGCUGCCAAGGUAGGAGGUAGGGACUUUGAGAAGGGACCUGACACACGGCUCCUUCCUAAUGAAUUCAGACCCAGCCACCCAGCUGGAAAGCUACAUGGAGUGGUCUAUCCUGUCGGAUCCAUAGCCACUACAGGGUCUAGUGAAGACCCUUGACCACCCUUCUAUUUCAGUGGAUUCAUUUGGUUAGGCUAAAAAAGAAGCUGAAAUAAGUAGGGAGCUAAGAGGCUCACAAAGGCCUGAGAAAGCCAGAAAGGAAGUCUUCUCAGGCAGGGUGCUGUUAUCUCUCAUAUCAGCUUAAGAACGUUUGCUGAAACUGCCUUAUAGGACUGUUAGGAGGUUAAAAAUGGAAGAGUGCUUUAGUGCACAGUGGAAACAUGAAGUAGUCUAAAAUCAUUACCUUCACUAAUACCAGCAGGCUGCAAAGCAGAAAUACAGAUUAUUUGGUAAUCCAGGCAGAGGCCAAAAGGAACAAGAAGUUGGGGUGAGGUGGGGGGACAGUUUCUGCUCUAAAAUGAGUGUGGACAACCAAACGCUGGAGAAAAUGCAGAGCAAUAAGAACUCUCACUCAUUGCUGAAGGGAUUGCAAGGCGUAACAUUCACUCUGAAAAGUUGUUUGGCAGUUUCUUAUAAACAUACACUUAUUAUACAACCCAGUCAUUCCACUAUUAGGUGUUUAUCCAAGUGUGAAAUUUGUGUUCACAAAAAAACAAAAAACAAAAAAACAAAACCAUACAUGACUGCUUAUAUUAGCUUUAUUCAUAAUUGCCAAAACCUAGAAAUAACCAAAUGUCUUUUAACAGGUAGAUGGAUAAACAAGCUGUCCUAUAUCCACACAAUGAAUUUAUCCACACUCAACAGUAAAAAGGAGUGAAAUAUUGGUUCAUGCAACAACAUGGAAAAAUACUAAACACAUUUUGCUAAGCGAAAGAAGCUAGACCUAAAAAUCUGCAUAUUGUACGGUUCCAUUUAUAUGACAUUCUGAAAAAGCCAAAAUUGUAGGGAUGGAAGACAGAUCAGUGGUUGGCAGUUUUGGGGAGAGGGAAGUGGUAAAAGGAAAUUUUUAGGAUAAUGGUUCUGUGUAAUACUAUGGUGACGGAUACAUGACUGUAAGCAUUUGUCAAAACAAACACAAAAACUGUAUAGAACGAAGUCACUUUUAUUGUAUACAAAUUUUUUAAAAAUUCACCAGGCUGUCAGGGGAAGCCACAAUAAAAUGCAGAUUGUAAAAAAUGAAUCUGUUUUACAAAUGUGUGACAUAAUCUCAUUGAAGGGAGU
Hippopotamus amphibius kiboko is the source of this 3291-nucleotide messenger RNA. It is a transcript of the gene LAX1, whose product is annotated as lymphocyte transmembrane adaptor 1. Gene Ontology annotation, biological process: negative regulation of T cell activation; intracellular signal transduction; antigen receptor-mediated signaling pathway. Gene Ontology annotation, cellular component: plasma membrane. The record is from RefSeq and is a predicted model, not a curated record. The transcript has 5 exons. The coding region runs from base 886 to 2016 and encodes 376 amino acids. Lineage: Eukaryota; Metazoa; Chordata; Mammalia; Artiodactyla; Hippopotamidae.